AUGUGUUUGUCAACAUAUACAUUUUCCAGGCGACAAUCUAAGAGUCUAGUAAAACCAGUUGAUUCAAAUAAAUCAGAUCCUCAAGAUAAGUAUGAUAAGAAAAUUGAAAGCCAAAAAUCCCGUGCAAUAAGGCACAUUUUUCUUAUUAGACAUGGGCAGUACAAUCUAUCUGGUGAGACUGAUGGAGAUAGGAAGUUGACUGAACUAGGGAGAAAACAAGCUCUGUUCACUGGCGAGAGGUUAAGUAUAUUGGAUUUUCCAUGGACAACAAUUACACAGUCAACAUUGACUCGAGCAAUGGAAACUUGUUCAAUAAUCCAAACACAAUUGCCUGCAAAUAUACCACUGACAUCAUCUGAUUUAUUAACUGAAGGAGCACCAAUACAACCAGAUCCGCCAACCAAACACUGGAAACCUGAGUUAUAUCAGUUUUUUAGGGAUGGAGCUCGUAUAGAAGCGGCUUUUCGAAAGUUCAUUCAUAGAGCGCCACCUGACCAAAAAGAAGACUCUUAUGAAUUAAUAGUUUGCCAUGCAAAUGUUAUAAGAUAUUUUGUUAUGAGAGCAUUGCAGUUGAAUCCAGAGGCAUGGUUACGUUUGAGUUUAGAUCAUGCAAGUAUUACGUGGCUUUGUAUUUAUCCCAAUGGAAGAGUAUCCUUAAGAUGUUACAGUAAUUCUGGGUACAUGCCACCAGAAGCUAUUUCUCGUUAA
This is a messenger RNA of Macrosiphum euphorbiae (potato aphid), 708 nucleotides long. The record is from the annotation of a GenBank genome assembly. Lineage: Eukaryota; Metazoa; Arthropoda; Insecta; Hemiptera; Aphididae.